Molecule: messenger RNA, 1395 nt
Organism: Nerophis lumbriciformis (worm pipefish)
Lineage: Eukaryota; Metazoa; Chordata; Actinopteri; Syngnathiformes; Syngnathidae
Source: RefSeq, a predicted model, not a curated record
AUGGCGGCUCCCUGGCUGGAGAAUCUAUCGGAGUCUCUUGGUUCUCCCGAGCCUGCCAUUCGUCUAAUAUUAUCCAUUUUAGUUGGAUAUCCCUUUGCGUUAAUCUACCGGAGUUUCUUGUUCCACCAGCCCGCCACCGUUAUCCACCUGUUCCACACCUUCUCCGGACUGGCCCUUGCCACGUUUAACUUUGGUUCCCAAAUCUAUCAUUCUGCAGUAUGCAUCCUUGUUCAGUUCCUGAUGCUGAGGCUCAUGGGCAGGACGGUAACGGCAAUACUGAGCAGCUUCAGCUUUCAAAUGUUCUACCUGCUGGCAGGCUACUACUACACGGCAACAGAGGAAUACGACAUCAAAUGGACGAUGCCUCACUGUGUCCUCACGCUCAAACUCAUUGGUUUGGCAUUUGAUUACUAUGACGGCGGAAAAGAACCAGCGCAGAUGAGCGCACAGGACAAAAGCGCCGCUCUACCGAGCGUCCCCUCACUACUGGAGGUGCUUGGUUUCUCCUACUUCUAUGGCGGCUUCCUGGUGGGCCCGCAGUUCACGUUGCGUAGUUACCAGAAGCUGGUGGCGAGGGAGCUUAGCGACCGCCCGGGAAACCCUCCAAACAGCAUGGUACCAGCUGCGAAGAGAUUCUCUUUGGGUUUUCUCUUUCUGGUCAUAUUUGCAAUAUUCAGUCCUCAUUAUCAAGAGAGCUACUACAUGACGGAUGAGUAUGAUGCUCAACCAUUCUGGUAUCGCUGCGUCUUCAUCAUGAUUUGGGCGAAAAUCAUAUUGUAUAAAUAUGUCUGCUGCUGGCUCAUAGCUGAGGGUGUGUGCAUCUUGACUGGGCUGGGUUACAACGGCAUAAAGGAUGGCAAACCCCAGUGGGACGCCUGCGCCAACAUGAAGGUGUGGCUCUUCGAGACCACGCCACUCUUCGGGGGAACCAUCGCAUCCUUUAACAUCAACACCAACGCAUGGGCAGCCAGGCAAGUGUUCAAGCGGCUGAAGUUCUUGGGCAACAAGACGCUCUCCCAUUUGUCCACUCUACUCUUCUUGAGCAUAUGGCACGGUCUUCACUCGGGUUACCUCAUGUGCUUUUCCAUGGAAUUCUUCAUCAUCACUGUAGAGCGAAAGUAUCAGGCGCUGGUGCGGGAUAGUCCAGUGUUGACCAGUUUGGUCAACGGGCCACUUUACCCGCUCCUCUACAUUCUCCAACAGUUCAUCCACUGGCUCUUCAUGGGCUACGCGCUGGUGCCCUUCUGCAUCUUCACCUACGACAAAUGGCUGAAGGUGUACUUCUCAGUGUACUUUUGCGGUCACGUCUUCUUCCUCGUAGCCUUUUUAAUCAUACCGUACCUGCGGAAGGCAAUGGUGCCGAAGAAGGAAGGCAGCUCGCACAAGCAGGAUUAA